UGGACCCUCUCGCAGGCCUUAUGUUUGACACCACUGACCUAUGCUAUGGGUUGCCAAUAGAAAACAUGGCUGGCUAAUUUGUCAAAUUGGAUAUUGCCCAAUUACCAUUGCAGCCAAAACAUUAAAAUGUGUGUGUGAGAGAGAGUGAGUUUGAAGGGACCAAGCAAAGCCUUCCUGCAACGCAGGAAGAAGAGGGCCAGCAGCAGACGCUGGGCUGUUAUGAGUAAACGGCUUCAAGAAACACCUAAGCCCAUCAUCACACCUGUAAUCACACAACUUGGAAAUUGUGACCUAAUCACCCAAACCAGUCCAGUUCCUUUGCUAGGUGUCAGAGGGUUGCUGCUGGCAUUUGGCAAGGUAUGCCAAAUCUGGAGGAACUGCCUGAGCCAGUCAUUUUCUGGAUUCUUGAAAACAUUUUUCUUCUGGCGGGGGUAUGCCAAACAAUUCGAGACCCUCCAGAAUCAAAUGGCUGAGCUGCAGAGGGAGAUGGAUGCCUUGCAUUCUGCUCUUCAGCAGGGGGGUAGCACUGCAUGCCACUGCCAUGGGACUGUGGCUGGUGGUUUAGUCCGUACAAUGUUCCCUACUGCUCCCCUUCUUUCGUUGGGCUGUGGGUCCAGUGUAAACCCUCUCCCUGCUCUCACACCACCAGUCCCAGCCCCACCACCACCACCACCACCACCACCACCUCCUCCUCCCCUAUCUACCACUUUUCUGCAACCCUACGUCCCUAAAAAAAGAGUGGCCUCCAAUGCUCAAUACAGCUCCAAGGAGAAGCAGGACAUACUGGUGGCCGUGACCCUCAGGGAUUUACAGACUGUUAAACUGAGAAAGGUCAUUGUCAGCAGUGUGAAAUCAAAGAGGACUCCAGAGAAGAUACGUGCCCCUCUGGUCACUGUGGCAGACCUGCAGAAUGUCCGUCUGAAACGAUCCCACUGCCAACUGCCCCCUAAGCUCCCCAAAUGCCUUAGCGCUGGCAGAACACCUUCUAAAAACCCCAUGAGUCUGCGUACACAGCUGAAGAGGGUUCAAAUCAAUAGGAGUCCUGGUGGUACUCCUCUGUUUGACAAGGAGAAUAUGGGGGCAGGCACUGGCCUCACCCCCAUCACGACUCAGGCUCUGCAACGCAAGUUUCAGAGUGCGUUACCACGAGGACCGUCUCCAAAGAUAAAGAGUUGCAAUGGAAGCUUUGAUAAUCAAAACUGAGACAUAUGUUGAUAAAUACACAAUGUCGAUCCAGACGAGUUGAAAUGUAACAGUGAAAAGCAGCUGUUCUGAUAAAAAAGUUAGUGUUGUAUGUGGAUGGUAUGCAAGCUAUGGAUAUAACUUUUGGGCAAUGCACAUUUACUAGCGCAUUCUGCUUUCCACUGAUGAAUGGGUUACUGCUUUCCUUUGCUGGAUGGGUUACAUAAUGCUUUCCAUUGCUGAAUGGUUUAUUAAGUGCUAGGGAAAUUGAGGAUGAAAAGAGGAAACACUUGAACCACUUUUAAAAUUAACAUAAAUUCUGAAAGCAAGCAUUUUCUGUUAAAGCUGCUUUUACAGAACAGUCCUGUUAAUUAAUUGAAUGACAGAUGAGGACUUGCCUUGACUGCCCCUCUGUAUCAGACAUAGGAUUGGUCAAUCCCGACACUGCCUUAAAGCUUCAUGCUUCUUGGAACAGUGACAUCAAGGAGGAUGUUAAUAAGUGUGCCAUACUGAGAUUUAAAAGGCAGUAGUUGAGAUACUCUGUACAUGUUGAGGAAACACAAUCUAUGACGAGUUACUUGAACUGAGUGAGAUGCAUCACAUGUUUUUAAUGUGGGUUCAGUUAGUCGUCAUUUUAUGAGGAAGUAACUGUAUCUAAUGGACUUUGUUUGGAAAUUGCACAUUGACUAGGGACCCAAUAUGUUUGUGAGCUAUUGUGUUUUGAUCUUUGUUUGUCACUUUUUUCUAAAAUCUUAUAUUGCAUGAUAUUUUUUAUUUGCUACUGUAACCAAAUAAAAUUUGUUACAUUAUUUUA
This is a messenger RNA of Salvelinus sp. IW2-2015, 1996 nucleotides long. RefSeq names its product proline rich 11 (gene prr11). The record is from RefSeq and is a predicted model, not a curated record. Gene Ontology annotation, cellular component: nucleus; cytoplasm. NCBI's taxonomy places the organism in Eukaryota, Metazoa, Chordata, Actinopteri, Salmoniformes, Salmonidae.